UAAAAAUAUAAACUAAUUGUGUGGAAAAAAAUUUUCUAAAUUAACCAAAAGUUUUCUUAAAUUUGUAUAAUUCAACAUAAAUUAAAGUUGGUUUCAUCACACAUUCCCACUUAAUACCUCUAAGCUGGAAAGGAAACAAAAAAAAAGGAAACCCACACAUAAAUUGUAGCAAAACUAUUUUUCUCAACAUUUGCAACCACAUGUGUCAACCACAUUAGCAGUAUUAUUAUCAUACCAAGUCCAGGCAAAACUUUUUAAUUUGUCACAGCAUACCUUAAGGCGUUCGAAGUGUGAGUUUUAUACAGCAUUUGAUCGUAAGUGUUUGCAAAGUGAUAGCAAAAGAGAAAGCAAGAGUAUACAAUGCCGGGUGUGGUGUUUUUAAUUGUAGUGCCAACAGCCAAUUUUGAACGUGAGCUCAUUUAUGGUACUAAUCAAGAACUGGCACCAGCUAUACCGGUACAUAAGAUAGCUACUACUGCCACACCAGCUGCUGCAGCAGUAAUACCGGGAGUUCCAGCAGGUGUAGGUGGUGGUGGUGGUAAUAAUAAUCUAAACAUUAAUCUUCCGGAAAAUAACAACGCCAUACUAAGACUUGAAGUUGAAUUACGUGACAAGCAUGCACCUAAAUAUCGACGUGCAGUAGGUGUUGGAGUGCCUGCAGGUGCAGCACGUGGUGGUGGCGGGCGAGGUGGUGCAGCUGGUCUAAGGGGUGGGGCACAUAAUCGACCAGCAGCAACAGGAAAUAAUGUUAACACUAUGAUGGACUUAAAGGGUAAUGCCAUAGUGCCCUUGGAAAAGGUUUUGGAAGAACUUUUGGUAAAACUUGAAAUUGAACAUGUAACCUGGACUACCAGUAAGAAAGGAUAUUUUCAUCAUGUUGUCUUUCCACUGCAAUCAGGUGAACCUUGCGAAACGACUUUACACUGUUUAACAGAAUUGGGUAUUGGCACUAAAUUGAAUUCGAGUGUCAGUGUUUUACCCUGCAGCGUAAGCUAUGAUGCCUUAACCAUUGCAGAGGAUUACAGCGACCCUAUGGAUGGCGAAGAACUCUCCAAAUGGAAUAAUUUUGUGGAAUCGAUUAAAUCGAAACUCACUGUCAAACAAGUUGUUGAUGGUGUACGUUCUGGUGGUUCAUUAUCCUUCGAUUAUUUAUUACUAAUAGUGACAGCCGACUCUUUAGCCGCAUUGGGUUUAGUGGAAAAUAAUGCACCAAAUAUUACCGCCGCCAUGUUGGUCUCCCCACUAAUGGGUCCAGUAAUGUCGAUAACAUUUGGCACAAUUAUAUCCGACAGAGAGUUGGUGCGCGUGGGUUUUAUAACGUUGGCAGUGGGCAUGUUUAUCUCUUGUCUAUUUGGUUUUAUAUUCGGCUUGAUAUUGGGUACCACGGAAAUGCCCUGGGGUAGUGGUGAUUGGCCGACAGAAGAAAUGAGAGGCAGAGGCAAUGCUCGCUCUUUGUGGAUGGGUGUUUUGUGGGCCUUGACUUCUGGCACUGGUGUGGCAGUGGCUUUAUUACAGGGUUCAGCUGGUCCUUUAAUUGGUGUGGCCAUAUCGGCUUCACUUUUGCCACCCGUCGUUAAUUGUGGUCUAUUUUGGGCUUUAGCGUGUAUUUGGCUUAUUUAUCCUGGCACUCGUAUACCGCACAUAAAGGGAGAAUUAUAUAAUGAAACGUCGGCAUAUCCAUUCCUCUACACAGACUAUUUGCCAACGGAAUUUUUGAUCAAUGGCAUUGUGUCGUGUCUGUUGACGGUGGUGAAUGUGAUUUGCAUUUUUAUUACCGCCAUAAUAGUGUUGAAAAUUAAGGAAGUCUCGGCGCCAUACACAGCAAGUCCAGAUUUAAAACGGUAA
This is a messenger RNA of Lucilia sericata (common green bottle fly), 1845 nucleotides long. RefSeq lists its product as uncharacterized. The transcript has 10 exons. Lineage: Eukaryota; Metazoa; Arthropoda; Insecta; Diptera; Calliphoridae. The record is from RefSeq and is a predicted model, not a curated record. The coding region runs from base 361 to 1845 and encodes 494 amino acids.